AUGGACUCACUAUUCCAGGACUUCGCGCAGGCAAACAACACCUUGAAUGGCUACCUGCUAGCCACCACAAUCUCGCCAGUUCCACCUCAUUCGGACCCAGCUCGACUGUAUAACUUUAGUCGCUCAGCCAACUCCUACUCCAUCCAGACAGACCUUCGCUACAAGCUCCAGUACAAUCCCGACAUUCAGCUGGACAGAAAAGAAGCCAAUGCUUGGCUCGAAGUCUACACUGCCUUCUACUCCUUCGUGGGCACCUUGCUCGCCGCGGAAGAGACUCAGAAUGCAGGACGAGCUCGAGAAGCAGAUUGGGCGCGAGUAUACGACGGUUGGAAGGAGGUGGUGAAUGCUCUGCUCAAGGGCUACCAAAGCAGCAUGUUUGCAGUGUGGACAAUCCCAUGUCUCUACACCGCUGGCAGAUACCUUCGCGUAUUCGCCAUCAAAGCCGAUGAGUCGAUUGCUUCGCAGCGUGACUCGGGGCUCGCGUUCGGCGGCAUCCAAGAAGAGGAUGCGUUCAAUCCGGACAGUAAGCACGAGAAGCUUGAAGAUGCAGCCCGGCAGAUUAAUCGUAUCUUCGCCCUCUGCACCAGUGACAGGGCUCCCCUCGAACAAAGCCGUAAAUGGGCUCUCUACUACACCGCCACCCUCCUCUUCAAAACCUACUUCAAACUCAACAGCAUCAGCCUCUGCAAAGUCAUCCUGCGCUCUCUCCGCGCCGCCGCAGACUCCGACAUGCCACCACUCGCCGCCUUUCCCAAAGCCCACCAAGUCAGUUUCAAAUACUACUCCGCCGUCAUUCACUUCCUCGAGGAAGACUACGUCACCGCCGAAGCGCUGUUGACAGACGCAUGGGAGCAAUGCCUAAGAACGACCAACGGAGCAAGCAAAAACCUCGAGUUGAUCCUUACCUACCUCAUCCCCACUCGCCUACUGACCGCACACAAACUUCCCUCCAAAGCCCUCUUGGCGCCCUACCCGCGUCUCGCGGCGCUCUUCGAUCCCAUCACCUCCUCCAUCCGCGCCGCCGAUUUGACUGCUUUCAAUGCGGCCAUGGAAGCCGGCGAGGAAGAAUUCGUCAAACGCCGCAUCUACCUCACCCUCGAACGCGGCCGCGAUAUCAUUUUGCGAAACGUGUUUCGCAAGGUGUUCAUCGCCGGCGGCUUCGAGGGAGCCAAGGAGGCCAACGGAGGCGACGGUACUCCCACCGCUGCGAGUGGCUCUGCCACCCCACUGGUGAGGAGGACAAGAGUGCCGGUGAACGAGUUUGCCGCUGCUCUGCAAUUGGCUGGAGCGGAGGUCGGAGAUGGCGAGGGCGGGGUGGAUGGGGAUGAGGUGGAGUGCUUGAUUGCCAAUGCUAUGUAUAAGAACCUGAUGAAAGGCUACAUCGCGCGCGAGCGAGGCAUUGUGGUGCUCAGCAAGGCCGGCGCAUUCCCAGGGACAGGUGUUUGA
Molecule: messenger RNA, 1446 nt
Organism: Neohortaea acidophila
Lineage: Eukaryota; Fungi; Ascomycota; Dothideomycetes; Mycosphaerellales; Teratosphaeriaceae
Exons: 3
Coding region: 1-1446 (481 amino acids)
Biological process (GO): transcription elongation by RNA polymerase II; poly(A)+ mRNA export from nucleus; post-transcriptional tethering of RNA polymerase II gene DNA at nuclear periphery
Cellular component (GO): transcription export complex 2
Molecular function (GO): double-stranded DNA binding; RNA binding
Source: RefSeq, a predicted model, not a curated record